Molecule: messenger RNA, 18174 nt
Organism: Procambarus clarkii (red swamp crayfish)
Lineage: Eukaryota; Metazoa; Arthropoda; Malacostraca; Decapoda; Cambaridae
Source: RefSeq, a predicted model, not a curated record
CCCACGCCCCGGGAGUGCCCACUCCUGCCCCAGUGCCGCUGGUGGACAGGCCCCGUCCUCGUGGACAGUACAGUGACAGGUGUUACACUCUGCAAGUGACAGUUGGCAGUGUUAGGUAGUGAGCCCAUCACAUCCACUUGGAUAUACUUCGCUACUGUGAGUGACUCAACACACACUUAAGUGUGUGUUGAGAGCAGGACCAGUCCAUUGUAGUGGAGGGGAGGACACGACGCAUGUGUUGAGUGCAGGACCAGUCCAUUAUAGAGGAGGGGAGGACACGACGCCUGUGUUGAGUGCUGGACCAGUCCAUUACAGAGGAGGGGAGGACACGACGCAUGUGUUGAGUACAGGACCAGUCCAUUAUAGUGGAGGGGAGGACACGACGCCUGUGCUGAGUGCAGGACCAGUCCAUUGUAGAGGAGGGGAGGACACGACGCCAGGAUGAAGGUGGUGUUGGUGGUCCUCAUGAUGGUCGCCAUCACCCAUGCAGAUGAUGGUGACCCGGUGUGCUCAGUGUACACCUGUAGCAACACUGGCGGGGGAGGACUGGACCUGCAGUACGAGCCGGGGAUGCAGUACCAGUACCUCUUCGAGGGAAGUGUGAAUAGCAAGGCACUGGUGACUGGCAGUGAAGACUCGCGCAUGGCUCUCACUGCUAAUGUCGUCAUCACUGCAAACACUCGGUGCGACCUCAAGAUGCAGAUAACAAACUUGGCCGUUGAAGAUGUUACUGAUGAAGACACUCAGUGGUUUAGGGAAGCUGUCGAGCAGUAUGAUCUUCACUUCAGCUACCAAGAUGGAAGGGUAGCACAUCUCUGCCCUCACCAGGAUGAAGACGUUAUUGCUCUAAAUUUUAAGCGUGGAAUUCUCUCUGCUCUUCAAGUGACAAUAACUAAUGUUGCAGACAAGGAAGAGGUUGUUGUUGAUGAGGGUGAUGUGUCUGGGACAUGCAAGACUCUGUAUUCUGUGAGCAACCAGAAUGAUCUGAUUGUUACCAAAAUCAAAGAAAAUUGUCGUUCAAAUGGCUUCCUUCCCUACGUCCCCCACUCUCACUAUACUACAGGUGACUCAAGUAUACAACUGCCUUUCUUCAGACGCAACCAGACAUGCCAGAUGCAUCAGCGUGCGGGCGUGUGGGAGCAAGUUACCUGUCUAGAGGAGAUCAGAGUGGACGGCGCCACCACCGCCGCCCACCGUAGCCACCUCGCGCUCGCCAAUGUCUACGUCAAAUCUAGUCUCAGUCUGCAAGCUGGACCAGUGCCAUCACAAGGAAACUUUUCACAGUAUGGUUAUCUACAGACAAGAGAACCACUCCUCAUGGAUCUUAAGGGAGCUUUCCACUCUGACAGGUCUAGGAAAUUCCCGGAGGCUGAUCUUAGAGAACAGAUUGAUUCAGCACUAGAAAGUCUUUCUGAAUCGAUGACAGAGAAUUUAGAGUUGGAGUUGCAGCGGCCUCAUGCAUUCUCUCAUCUUGUUAACCUCUUGGGCCACAUCCAACUGGAGGAGGACCUGGAGAGUGUCUGGGACACAUACAGUGCUAAGGAAGGCUACAGAGAGUUCUUGCUGGAUGCGGUGAUGCUGUGUGAGAGUAGUCAAUGCGUUCAACUUGUAGUGCACCUUGCUACCCAUGACGACUCUGGUGUAUUGUUGCCUCGUGUCAUCAACUGGCUCACAGGCUUGCACUUCCACGCUAACCCUCACCCACAAGCAAUUACUUACAUUAUGGAACUGGCGCAGUCGAAGAAGGGUGUAGUUAACCAAGCAGUGAUGGCAGCUUCCACCAUGGUCUACAAAGUGUGUCAACAAGAACCUCAAAAUUGUCAAGACUAUGCACAGCCCCUUGUGGAGUAUGUGGAGGAGCAGGUGGGAGACACGUGUGGACAUGGCGCGAGUCAGAGACAAGGAGAGCACAUCAAGCUACUGCUCAGGGCCCUGGGCAAUGCAGGAGUCUUGCCACAUGGUCACUUUCCUGAGACUUGUUACAAGAACAGACUGUUGGCGCCAGAGGUGCGAGUCGCUGCUCUCCAGAGCUACAGACGUAUUGGCUGUCCUCCUCGCUCUGCGGCUCCCUGGAAGAUUCUGGAGGAUGGGAGCGAGAAGGUCGAUGUCCGGAUAGCAGCUUACCUUUCACUCGUCCCGUGUGCCCUCAACACUCCUGGCUUCUUCACCAGGAUAAAUUAUCUUCUAGAACGAGAAGAUAUAAAUCAAGUUGGGUCGUAUAUUUGGACACAUGUGCAUAACUUGGUUGAAAAUCCCGGACCAAGUGAUUACGACCAACGGUUAGCCAAGUUGGCGGCUCAACACACUCUUCCUGACAAGUUCAGCAUUAACACAUUCCGCUCUUCUCAGAACUACCGAUAUGCUCAGUUCAGUGAGACUUUGAACCUUGGUGGGAGUGUUGCCAGUGACGUCAUCUUUACUCCGGACUCGUAUAUACCUCGUAAAGUGUCUCUCAACCUCACUCUUGAUGUUCUUGAUAAGUCCUUAAAUGUCCUCGAGUUUGGCGGAGACUUCAGUCGCAUGGAAGACAUCAUAGAAAGAUUUUUUAGCAAUGACGGAUAUUUUGAAAACGAAGAAAUUUUGAAUGUUUUGCAGACUUUUAGGCCAAAGAGAAAUAUUAUUCGUAAUGACAAGAUUCAAGAAUUUCAGAAAUUAUAUGACGAGGAACAAACGGCCGCUGAGGUGCCUGAGCUCAGUGAGGAGGAGCCUAAGGCCUCCGUGUAUCUUAGAGUGUUUGGUAAUGAGAUUAUAUACUCUGAGAAUCUUCUCAAAACAAACCCAAUGCGAUUCCUUCAUCAACUUGUCCAGCAGUUUUCAACCCCUAGAUCUUUUCAGGUUAUGGAUCAGGAAUAUAUGAGCACAACUCUUCUUGGGUUUCCCCUCAAGUUGAGACUCAAUGCUACUGGUUCAGUCACCUUUAACCGCAAGGAAACGUUCCAGAGAAGAGGUACCCAAGGUGUGCUCCUGGAAGGCAGAGUUGCACCAUCGGCGGUAGUAGCAGUAGAUGAAACACUCAUAGUAGACGGGUACGGUUCUUCUAGUGGCAUCAGAAGAACAACAACUCAGAUUGCCCGUACUAAUUUUGGAGGCAAAAUUGCUAUUGAAAAUGGCCAGAUUGCUGAAGCACAAAUUGAUAUUCCUAAAUCUGAACUUACGAGGUUGAGAUCAUCAGUAGAAGUGGCACUUUUCAGAACUAAGAUAAAUGGCUGGGAAACACAAAGAGCUAGAGUUUCAGCAUCAAAUACACGGUGUUGGUCAGAGAGCCUCACCAACGCUCUUGGUGUGAGGGCGUGCAGCACCCUCGCUAACAGUGUACACAGCCCUAACGGAGAGUCUUAUACUGGUGAACCGUAUGUUAACGAUUUUGUGGUAGCUAAGACUGACACAUUUAACUAUUACAAAUUAUAUAUAAAAAAGCAAGAAAAUGUCCUUGAGGCUAUUUUUGACACCCCAGGCUCUUCCAUUGAUCGAAAAGUUAACUUCUUGUUUAAUGUAAGACCUAAUAAUGCUGGAGGCUACAUAGCUAUUAGAGGAAUGGGCUUUGGCAUUGAAGGACAGUAUGAAAAUACUGAAAUAUCUAAAAAGAUUGCCCUUCAGUAUUUAGAAAAGUCUAAGGUUGCUGGGGAACUUGAAGUAUCACUUCAGAAACAAGAGGAAGGAGCUUCACGAACAUUUAUCCCGGAGAUGUUGCUUACUCUUGGUUCUGAUGUCUUUACACUGGGAGGACGUCUGACGUGUAACCACCAACAAGGACAGGAGGAAGGCGUUAAAGUUAAUUGGGAACUGUCAGGAAACUGGCAAAGGAAGAAGGAGGUCGAGGUGUUUUCUUCGACUUCAGGGAACUUGAUAGCAAACCCUGACAAGACACAACUUCAAGUUGGUUGUACGUACGGCAGUGACUAUGCUCACCCACACAUGCUCGUCCUGGCGUUUGACUCGUCCAAAAUGAUGGAACAGGGACAGGAAAAAUAUAAAGGCUAUAUAUUGCUCGAGUCAACACAAGCUGAAACCGACAUCAAGUUAGACUUCGAGCACCAGCCGGGGCGUGUUGAGGUCAACGCCAACAUCACAGUCCAGACAGUGCAGGUUGCAUCUGAAGUAAUACUGAAGAACAUUGUGACGGGAGAUGACAGAGACUUGCAGCUCAAAGUUAAUUUCGUCAACCAACACCUGAAUACGAGUUACUUUGGCAAUGCUGUCUAUAAGGUAUCAGAAAACGCCUUUCAUGGUGAAGCAGAGCUCAUGCUUGACUCACUGAUCCAGUCCAAGUUGGCAGCGACGUACCUGCUGGAGAGGGAGCCCCUGCACCUCCUGGCCGGGCUACGCUUCCAAUAUAGUGACUACAUUUUAGAAGUUGAGCACAACAUUGACUUUAGUGAACCUGAUUAUGCUAUUAUUACAAUGAGUGGUGCUAUAGGAGCGGCAGUUGGGGCGUUGAGACUGGAGGCGGACUACAGGGAGGACCAGCCCAUCACCGCCACACUGGAGGCCUACGGUGGCCUGGAGGGGCGCCAGGCGGGGGCCUCACUCUCCCUCACUGCUGACCAUGCCUGGCAAACGUUCAAUGUCAGAAGUAAUUUGAGGUGGUUUGAGCAGUCAUACACCACAGAGCACAAAGCUGUCUUUGAUGCGGGCAAGACUCUUCUAUAUAUCAAUUUUGACAACAGUACAACCCUGGAAGCAAUUGUUGAAACGUCUCCAAACUUCCUUGUGUUGUUAUCUGUGUGGGACCAGGGUGGUGAGGACCCCGCCUAUCAGUUUAAGGUGGGAAAGCAUGUAUUUUCUGAGCGCACCAAGUUUGAGGCGACCAUCAGAACUGGUGAAGACCAUCUCUUCCAAACUGUGCUACUAACCGACAGGGGGAAUACCUUUAUUUGGAGCCUCCGGCUGUUAGAGAGUGAGGCCAGUAUUAAUGGAGAAUACAGACGUCCCAGCACAUCAGUGUUUGAAGGAUCAGCUCAGGCAAGGGUCAUGUUACCCUCCGGCCAAACCUUCUCCUCAAACUUGAGCCUCACACACAUCAACGAUGGAUCCCUCCACAGUGUAGCGGUUUUACUUGAAAAAGAUCAGGAUAUCAUUGAGGGACAUUUGACACUUGUAAAUCGUGGUGGCUGGUUCCAGGAGGAUGUAACAAGCUUUAAUCUCACCCUAACAACACCAUUCAGUCAGCUGCAAAAUUUUUCAUUAUUGCUGGAAAAGCAUAGCGACACUACGAUGGCUAACUUUGCUGAAAUUAAAUUAGAUGAUUUUAAGAUACGCGGUGAAGCCCGGUUAGGUGGCCCAGCUGACUUUGAGAUUAAGGUGUUAUAUGAGGAUGGAGAUACAUGUGAUUCCUACAUUCAUAUAUAUCACAUACAUGAUAACCAACACUCUGUGAGUGGAGCAAGUCUGGCAUUAACGGAGCUUCACAGACCGUGGGAAGUGACAGCAAACACCACAAUGGACUUUUCUGGUUGGGAACAAUUAUUUAAUAUUGAAUUAAGUUUCGAAUCUCCAAUGUUAGCAGCUCCACUCCAAUUACAUGGGACUUAUAAUAUGUCGGAGGAUCAUUUGGGCUUUGAAAUUCAGGGGGGAAUGGAAGAAAAAGUAUUGGUUUUAUUUUUAGGCAAGAGAGAGGAAUCUCCGCAUUUACAGAAACUUUAUGGUCUUGCUAGUUUUGACACUCCAUGGACUGCACCGACAAUUAUGAAUGUAACAUUGGACCAAGCUACGGAUAGUUUUGGCAUUCUUAUUGACUUCCAGUCAACUUGGGAAUGGUUAGCAGAAUUUAGUACAAACUUUUCAUCAGCAGAAGACACACAAGCUCACUUAUACCUUACACACAGUGCACUUCAGAUUACGCUGGACCUCACUCAAAAUUUUUCAUUGAGUGGCUUCAGACAACAAGUGGAAGGUUCUGUGAACACAUUAACAAUAACAUCUGUUAUAGAUGCUGAUUUGGAUGAAAAUUUAGUCCCUUUAGAUAUUAAUGGGCGUCUCUCUCUCCUUAACUUGAUGGAUCAUAAUCUUGAUUUAACAUUUUCUCACACAAGAAAACCCAAACCACAAAUAACACAAAUAUCACUAGCUUGGGAUGACCAGAUUUUCUCGGUGGAUCACACUCUUGAUAUGGAACACUACCUUCAGUGGUCAAGCUUAUUGCAAAUAAUUCAACCAGGUAACGGAGAUAUUAUUGAAAGUAAAAUCUCUCUACAUACAGAAAGUGAUAUAGCUUUUGUGAACUCAAGCUUCCAAUUACGUUCCCCUUGGAGUGAAGACUUUAAAGCCCAAUUUGUAGUACAAGGAAAUAGUACUGUGAUGGACUACACGUUUGAUAUAUCAUAUGGAAAUGCUUCAGUAUUGACAUUGAUGGUUGUAUCCACGGAGGAUGUUAAUUGGUACCAGUCUGAUCUUGUGCUUGGGGUGACUUCUUCUUAUUUUAAUGACGCCGAGAUAAAAUGGAAACAUAAUUUAGAUACAGGACAUUUAGUGAGUGUUGAAGUGAGCUAUGGGUCUGACUUUAAUGUGCAAGGUACAAGUCACUUGAUAUUCAGUCAACAAUGGCUUGAGCAAGAAUUUAUUUCAUAUGAUUUCCUUUCUAGUUUAAAUAUCACUGACCUGGAUGUGAAUUUUAAGGUCCUAUUCAAAAUAGAUUCUCAGUAUAAUGGGAAAUUUGAAGGGAUGUGGAGCGACUAUUGUGUGUCCGUUGCAUCAGCUGUUAACGACGGCAUCAUCUUCAGUGCAAAAAUAAAUGAUUCUGAAGCAGUAUUUCAAUCUGAAAUACAGUAUGAGAAAGGAAAUGGAGACUUACCAAACUUGCAAAUAAAUUUUGCAAAAAAUGGACAUGAUAUAUAUUUAUUCAAGAUAGUUUCUGAUGCUGUUUAUCCAAAAGUAGAUAACAUUUUCUCUUUGGAAAUAUUUAGUGGACACAAUGACACCUCACAGACUGCUCAGCUCAGAGUAACGGCUGAUAUGACUGACAUAGCCAGAUAUGCUCUUAAAGGAAAAGUCGAAGUAAAAUCAGACAUAGAUAUUUUUGAAGGUUUUGGGGGUAGCGUGGAGGUUAAUGCUAGAUUCAACAGUAUGUUGUCAUGGAAUGGUCAUGUGAGUGGCCUGUUGGACAGUAGCUACUGGCACUAUAGAGGAGAUAUGAAUGGUUCCCUAGAACUGAGUCAGGAAUUCAGUAUGGAAUAUGGAAUUCUAUAUGAAGCAACACAUGAAAAUAAAACUUUUGAUAGAAAAGAGAUGAGUCUUGCAAUGAAUGUGACUGAUGAGAUUUUGCAAAUGAAAUUUACAGUCUCUCCAGAUCACGUCACUCCUCAUUGGUCUUUCCAUGUUUAUUACAAUAAGAGUUUGGGAGACCUUAGAGUACUUGUUUGGCCUGGUGAUCCCCAAAAGUAUGAAAUAUCAUGUCGGCUGUCAAGUAAGACAUUUACUAUAAGUGCUCAUAGUACUCAUGAAGAUGGGUCAAAAGUACAGUAUCUUAAAGGAAAUAUUAACUGGAUCAUAAGACAAGUAAAGCACUUGAUUUCGAUUAAUAUGGACUCGGACAUAAAUUACAUUUCCAAAAUUACUGGACAGUUGAUAAUUCAACACAAGCGUGAUUUGGCUGUGACCGCAAAAUUAACAGUUAACCAGCAAAAUUUUGCUGGAACCAUGAGAUAUACUUCACAUGCACUCAACUCCCCGAACAGAUUAAAUAUCAAAAUAGAGAAUGACAUUAUAAUGAAUUUUAAAACGGAUAUUGAUUUUGAUUUUUCAGUGAAGCCAGAAGGUUUUACAAUUGACUUGUCAGUUGAUAUGAAUGAAGAUGAGGGCUGGCUGGAAGGUAACUUAAAACUUGGCGUUCCAGAAUCCCACCUUCACCUCAAAAUGCCCAUUACUGACUGGGAAACCUUUAACUUGACUGUUAAUGUUCAAACAGAUGACGUGUAUGGUUUUACAAUACUUCUACAAGUGCCUCAGAUGUGCUUCAAUGUCACAAGUGCUGUGGAUAAAUCAUACUUAUCAGCGGUACUGAGCAUAAAUAUGCAAUUAAAUUAUAUCGAAGAGGCAAUAUUUGACUUUUGUUGUAAAUUCAGUGUUGAUAAGAACAAAUAUCAUGCCUAUUGCAACUUAACUGUUCAAGACCUUGGCGUGAUCUUUAAGUUUAACUGUACAGGUCAUUUGAAAUGGGAUGAACUUGAAGUUAAGCUUGAAAGUGAGCUGUACCCUCAAGUUUUAGUUGACGUAGGACUUUUAGCAGAAAAGAAAGACCACAUAAACGUGAGGCUACAUGUGUACGAACCUUCGUCUAAUACAACUUACCUCCUCUAUAGGAACUUCUUCUCUCCAAAUAAAACUGAACUUUUCUUUGGGUUGGAAAAGGAUAAUUUCGUCUCACUCGUAGCUGACUAUAACAUUCAGAGAGAAAACACAACGAUAGAUGUUACUUUCUCAUUUUCAUAUUAUGGAUUUGUUUUGAAUCUGGGAUUAGGAAUCAAUGCACGUAUUAUGCCUGAUUCUGGAAAUGUGGAAGUGCACUUCACAUCUGACUCAGAGAUUGUUCGUUCUACUUUCUCAGUUGCUUAUAUAAACAAGGAUGAAAUGAAAGAAGGAACUUUCAAUUUGACAACUACAUAUGGAGAUGUUAGGGGUGAACUUAAAUUAAUAAUGAAUGAAAAAUUAUUUUCAUUUGUAUCUAAUAUAAGAUCAGACCUUCACUCUUUCCAAAAAUACCACUUUGAAUUUAUUCAUAAAACAGAAGGACCAAUUCAAAAUAUUAAGAUUCUGAGUGCCCAAGAUGACAUUGAGUUUCAGAUUAAUGGCUUAGUAAACAUGACGAAUGAUGAAAUAGAGGUAAAGCUAACCUUAUCAACUUCAUUCGAAAAAUACGAGAUAUUUGAUUUAGAGUUCAGUCAGCCUGUACAUGAAAGUUCUUACAAAGCAAAGUUUACAAUUAAAUCAUUUGGGAAGGAGUAUGCCAUUGACACACGACACAGUCAUCAUGAAUCUUGGGAAAGUCAAAUGACUGAAAUCACUCUCACUUUCCCUCUGCUUGAACACGAUAAGUUAUCGUUAGUUGUGAUGUACGACGCUCUAGCUGGUGAGGGAUCAGCUGUUCUUAGUACCCCUCAGGGUCAACUAGGGUUAGAGGGAACGUGGCAGUAUUUAGAGAGCAAUGUUGCUCUAUCACUGACGUCUCAUUUGACAUAUUUCGACUUAGGGAAGUACACUUUGACACUUGAUAUUUCCCCGGAGGUGUCCCAGGGAGGGGAGCUCUGCCUCUCACACCGCCACGCCGCUCUCGAUUUUGACACUAAAAUUAAAUUUAGUGAAUAUUUUAGAAAUGGGAACAUUAGUUUUAACUUUAACUCAGAACCUAAAUUUCGUAAUAUAACUUAUGGUAUCGGGUAUGAAUUUCAGAACUCGCUCAAGAUAGACGGGCAAUUUGAUGACAGGAAAGUGACGGCAAAGCUGUCACUUGACGGACAUCAUAACCCUGCGUUGUUAGGAAGUUUUGAAAUUGAGACAAAUUUCAAAGGUUAUGAAUCCAUUGACGGCUCAUGGAACAUAGAAUUAAGAGAUGAGGUAUACUCAGCUCAAGUGAAUAUUGACAUAGCGCAACAAGGGAGUGUGGCAGUGAACGGUGCCAUCGACACCCAGCCAGAAGGCGCUUCAGUGCCCUGGGACAGUGUAAAGCUCACCAUACACUUUGAAUCCCCCUUCACACUAACCCACCAUCUACAGGCAGAGUAUGACUUGAGCACAUUAAGUGUGGCAACAUACUACCAGUAUGGCCUAGAUACAUUCCAAAUUCAGUGGAGUUCAGAUUUCAGAAGUAAGAUGGCAACAGUAUUAUUCAGCGGCAAUAUUCCCGUACAAGGAAUUUCAUCGUUCAGUGUUAAUUUCAAAUAUGAUUUCACAAAGUCCUACACUUCCAGUUUCACAAUAAAAAUUGAGGAGACAACUCUUCAGUCAAGCUUUGAAUUUUCUCCUAACUGGAAAGUUGGGUCCAUAAUGGCGUCACUGACCUCGCCCUUUGUUAAGCCCGUGAUGAUGCUAGUAAAGUGGUCGUGUGUAGGGAGCCCCAUCAGCCUGCGGGCCACAUAUGACGUGGGGAAGCACUCAGGGGAGCUCAAGACAACGCUGGAGUAUGGGAGAAACUCUGCUCACGGUGUUUUCCAAGUAACAACAUCGUUUGAAGAGGCAUCCAAAUUUAAUAUUGAAUUUUUAUAUGAUAUAUCAGAUAAUGGAAAGUGGGAGGCUGCCAUUGUUGCAAAUAUAAAUCGACACACGUUGAACUUAAAAACUAGUCUGAUAAUCAAUGAACCCAAAUUUAUUGUAAAAUUUUCUGGAUUUAUGGAGUUAUUUGGAAUAAAUGCUUCUGUUGAGAUAGACGUUGGGAUAUACGAAGGCAUUUAUAAGGGGAGCGUAUCAGGCAAGAUUCUUGGGUAUGAAAAAUUCCGUAUCAGCUUUUUAUUAGAUUUAUAUCAAUUUUAUUGCAAUAUUAAAUACAAGAUGAAAGAAGUUUUCACUGUAAAUGCUAACUAUUACCAAACUAACAUACAGCUCGAUGUGGAUGACUAUUGGCAUUUCAACUUGUCGACGCAUCACAAAACAAUUAAAAAUGGGCAUCAUUUUGAUGUUUCAUUUAAUGGAUUUGACUUGGAGUCAGUGAUGCUUCAAGCUAACUACACACGCAAACGUAAUCAUCAGCUUUUCUUAUCAUUAAGCAGUCCAGCAUUGCCACCAAUAAGUAUACAUGUCACUUAUUCAAGUUUUAAAGAUAAUCAAGUUGAUGCAAAAGUUACAGUUGGAAAGGAGAUCUACCAUUUAGUUGGGAGAGCAGAGGUGGAACGAAAACAGUCUAGUUUUGAAAUCAAAUUUGACUCCCCAGAAGACCCCAACAAUCCCUUUAUUUUUAAAGCCAUGUAUGAUUUUAAAAAAUUCCUUCGAGGUAAGAUGAAUUCAGCAAUGGAUUUAGCCUCCGUCACUUUGGAGUGGGGAAAGCAGCUACAUGUUAAUGUGUCAGGGAUGAGGAAUGACAGCCAAGUUAAGAUGAACCUCACAGUAAUGACGCCAUUCACAGUCCUUCCUAAGCUUCUCCUAGGUUUUGAUAGUGAAUUUUCAUUUAAGAAAGCUUAUGUCGAACUAAAAUGUUCAGGUUUCAUUGAAUUGUCUCAACGUAUCACUGCUUCUGGAUUUUUCAAGCUCGAGGAAGAGGAAGUGGAUCUGACGUGGGCAUUAACGAUGCCUUAUAUAGAGGUUGAGAAUCUCACUUUAUCUCUCCAGCUGAAGCCAGGUCGCAUGGAAGCAAACUUAUUAUUGAAUAAUGACGCAUGGAAGGCGAUAAUAGAUUAUGAAUUAUUUAAAACCUAUUCAAUUGUUAUUUCGGUUGAAACACCAGUUACUAACUUUGAGAAGCUGUCACUAACCACGCGUGCAGAGACGGAGAACGAUCAGUUCAUGGUUCAGAUAGAGCUAAAAUGGCCGAAGGCUCAAACUCUGUUAAUUCGUGCAGAAGUUGAGACGCUGAACAUAAGGAUUACCUUUUUAACUCCAUGGGAACAACUUCGAAGUGGCUUCUUCAGUGCAUCGUUAGAAACUGACGAUGAAAAUCAAAACUAUUCAAGUGUCCUCAAGUGGGAUAAGAGAAACAUUAAGAUGUUGUUAACAGUGUCACCGGGCGAACUGCAGUUUGUUAGCCAAUAUUAUGUGGAUAAUACUGUAAUUGGUCUUGUUAGAUUUGAAAGUGCCUUAGAAAGCAGAGAAUUUAAAUCAUCAUUACAAAUCCAGACUCCCUAUGCCUUCAUAAGAUCAUUAGAGACAACAUUACAUCUUCAAAAUCAAGGCUUUUUAGCUAAGAUGGUGAUCAACGACGUGACAAGCCAUGUAGAAGGUUUGUAUUCCAGAAAAGAAUGUAAAUUUACAGCAAUUUUGCCAAUUUUAGGAAAUUUCAAAUGGACACUUGACGCUAAAAAUUAUUGGACAAAAAUAGAUACAAGAGUUCGUUUAAGUGUUGGUGAAAGAUCUGAGCCAUUUAGUGCGGCCUUCAGCUACGAGGUGACGGGGCCGGCACUCCACGGGGUGCUGGAGGUCGGGUCCGGGAGACAAUGGUUAUCUGUUGAUGUAAAGUACGACGACGAUACGUGGAGUUUGAUCCUCACUGUUAUGGACACCCUGUUGGAGAUAAGUGUUACGAAUCCUAGUGAUGGGGCAUCAAAUUUGAAUUUAACACUUGAAUCACCAAAUUUGAAUUUAAAGUUAUUGAAGUUGAAUGUGACAGCCAAGUAUGAGGGACAUUUGGAGUUCAUUGAUGGCUCGUUGUCAAUAUCAGUUAAGACAGCAAACAAAAAACUUUUUAAAUAUAACAUAAACUUUGGAGCUAGUAUUAUUGAUGAUCAAUUACUUGUGAACUUUGAAUUUCAAGGUGAUCGAAUUACUGAACCUUAUAAAAUCACUGGUGUACUCCCUAUAGCCAAUAUAUUUUUUGAAGAAGUAAAUAUAGAGUUUAAUAUAAACCAGGGAGAAGAGGAGCUGUAUAAAUUACGUUAUGAAACAGUAUUUCCAGAUUCAGUGUCAUCUAGGAGACUCUUGGAGGUCGAGUCUUCGGGGAGAGUCUCCAGACUCCAAGUCGAUUUAAGUGACAGUUCUUUGGGAGUUUCCCUCUCGUACCCGGACUCGUCAACACAACACACAUUACUCUUAAACGUAAAUGACGACGUUAGUUUUGAGAACUUCAUGCUUCAUGGUGAAUUACAUUCACCGUACCUGAUAGAUGGCCCAUUAAAAAUGCAUUUACAUUUUGUCGUUCAAGACCAAUUCCAUGGAAUACUUAACUGCAUUCUUUCUCAUGGCACUGCAAAUAUCACUGUCAGCGGAGAGUUCCGAUAUAACAGAAAACAGCAUGAGAUUACCACUAAAUUCCUGGUAACCUCUGGAGUUACUUUCAUAUAUUCUAUAGAAGCAAAACUUCAGUGGAAUAGGGAUAUCACUGCGUUUGUCAUUCUAAAUAUUUUGGGUAAUGAACACAGUUUCAAACUGCAUUUAGAUAUGAAUGACUACAGUUUAGAGAUGAUUAGUAAAUCUACUUGGCUGCCAGUAGAGGAAAUCAUCUUUUCAGGUAAAUUAAACCAUGACAUUGAACUUUCAAAUAUAAAUUACGAAGGUAAAUUGAUUACAGAGAACAUGGAGAUCAUUAUAGAUGCAGCAUUUAAAAAGGAAAAUUUUAAUCAUAUUAAUUCAUACAUCAUUGUGAAGAUAAAUAAAGAAGAAGUUUUUACAUUGUCUGGAGUGUUUUAUGCUGAUAAAAAUAGGUUUGAUUUUGAUUUCGAUAUGUAUAGUAUCAUUCCAGACUUAAAUUAUAAUGUAGAAAUUCGAUAUAAAAAUACUGAAGAGAAGAUGACUAUAGAUGCGAAGCUUAAUGGUGCUUUACUGCAGGAUAAAGAAUUUGUUUUGAAGAUUAUGAGCAAUAAAUGGUAUAAUGUUCAGAGUCUUGACAUGUCCUGGUCAAGUUAUUGGCUCCAGGUUGUGGUUGAUAUUAACAGAUUGACAUUUAGAUCAACCAUUCAAUUAGAUCACGAAAUCUACAAACUAAGUUUAGAAUAUAAUACAGAUUUAAAAAGCAUUUACCUUCAAGCUCCGUUUACAUACUGUGAAAAUUUUUAUUUUCAAGUCCGCCUUAGAAAUGAUGUGACAUUUAUUUACCUGGAGAAUGCAUGGAGAGACUUGGCAAUUACUUUUACAUUUGAACUUGGUGAGGAUGAAUAUUUUGGCAAAGGUGUUCAACUCUCGUUAAGAACACCAUUUAAAGGCUAUGAAAAAUUUUCCUUUAUAACACCUCACUAUACAAGAGAUGUGAACCACCGCUUCUCUGUGAUGCUAGAAUAUCCCGGAUGUAAAGUGGGUCUUGAGGUAUUUAUGGACUAUAAAAAUUUAUUUGAUAGUGACCUUGAAUUUAGUCUUUAUCUUCCAUAUGAGAAAUAUGAAAUAAUAUCCUUAAGAUACCGGUUCCUCCGUAUAAGUAGAAUUAACAUAGGAGCUCGAGUUGGAAAAGUUGGCUUUAUGUUUUCAGUAAGAGAUAACUAUCUUCUUUAUAGGGCAGGAUUGGAAGUUAGAUUAGAGCUCAAUGAGUACAGUAUACAAUUACUGUUGAGAGAUUUUUCUGUGUCACACAAACUUAGAUCCUAUAUAAAUAUUGAUUUUGACGUAAAAGAAUUGAUAAAAUGUCGCUCAUUCCGUAUUGAAUGGCAGGUUAAAUCUAAUGAAAUGGUUUACCUUAUAGUUCAGAGCGACCAAGAGGAGCACCUCAAGGUCCACGCUGCCUGGGGGUCAGACAAAGUUUUUGCAAUUACUACCCCAAAAGUGUACCCAGGCUUCCUGACUAUUAAUUUACAGUCUACUGAAAUGCUGGAUGAUUUUCAUUUUAUGUUCAGUUUCCCAACAGUAAAUAAUACAUGGGAAACGUAUAGGAUUCACUUACAUGAAGAAGCACUGGAGGCAGGCCACCAUGCCUUUAUCUCUGUAGAGGGUUUUGAGAAGCAGUUUCAAGCUGAAGGAACAUUAUCAUUAAAUUCAUUUCACUUCAAUGAAAGUUUAAUGCUGGAAAUAAACAAGAAAAAAAUUGGUACUAAAAUUUUGUUGCAGAGAGAACCAGGGUUAUUUACCAGCAUAUACACAGGUGAUGUGUUCUUGGUGUUACCGUCUCAGAGCGUUCACUACAGCACAAACGCUUCUGCUGGCUUAAGAGACCUCUACAUUAUAUCCAGUUUCACUUGGAAUGAAUAUGAUCAUGACAUGCCACCACUCACUUUGAAAAUGAAUUAUAAUGACAAGUCCAUAUUUAGAAAUAUGGAGUAUUGCCUAAAAGCAGUUUUCAGCCACCCUGAUAUUAAGGACGUCAUCUUCCAGGGCAACAUUACUCAGUCUCCAAAUUCACCGUUACGUGGGUUAGCAGAACUUGUAGACAUAAAUGAUCACGAGAAGAACAUUGUGAUGAUGCUGGACGUGCAGCCUCCCACACACCACACACAAUACAACAUAUUGGUCAACAUUUCACAACCUUCUUCAAAGUUAGCUCUUAUCAUCAAUAGUCAGAUCACAGAGUCAGUUUUAACAAAAGCAAAUUAUACAUUCAAAUAUUGGAGCCCGAUCAGAGAAACUUGGGAAGACUUGAACAUCAUCACUGAUGUGAGCGCAACUGAGACUGGAUAUGAGUUUGCUGCUAACAUUCUCGCUUCUCAAGGAAAGUGGGGCUACAGAUACAAUGGAAACAUUAAUUCAACGUACAAUUCAGCUACAUUUAAUAUUCAAGGAAGCCAAGUAGAGUUUGGAGAGUUUUGGAAACUUGGAACAACUGUAAACAAAAAUGUACCUGAAUUGGUUAUCUAUCUAGAUAUUGGGCAACAAAAUCAAGAACCAUAUGAAGAACGGAGAGUGAGAAUUGGGUUCCAAAAUCCGUUAGAAUUUGGAGCAAUAUUGGACCAUCAGAGGUUUAAUGAGAGGACUCGAGACUGUGCUGUUGGCUUGAAGCUAGUGGCGCCAAACAUCCUCCAGUUCUUCUUGGACUUCGAUCCAUCACUAGACUACAAUGCUGACAACUUUUGGGCUCGUUUGACAUCACCUGCCUACAAAAUCGUGGAUGCUUGGGAGCGUGAAGUUGCUAUUCUAACAUCUGCCUCUCAUGAAAGGCUACUGCUGGAGGUCCCCAAAGUUAUUGACAUGCUAGUUAAUAAAGAAGCUAUUCUAUCAAUAUGGGCGAGAGAAACAAGUAACUUUGAGUACUUCACCAACGAACUCAACAGUGCAGUACGUGACAUUAACGAAGAUAUUGAGAGAUUCUGGACAGAGUCGCUGGAGCCGCUACUACAAGCCUCUCACCGCAUCACUACUGCCUUAUACAGCCAGUACUACAGAACACUGGUGAGUUGGGGUUUUCAUCUGAGCGUCGAGAUGACUCGCGCAGCCACAAUACUCCAUAAGAUCUGGGAAGAUGUACACGGCCAGAUAUCUCCAAUGUUCACUGAUGCGGCUUCAUGGGUUAUGGAUGAGAUGCAUGAGUUGUGGGAGAAGGUGAAGAGCCAUUUCAUAAAUGUGAUAAGCGAAUAUUUAAAGAUAAUGAUUGAACCUGUCCUGAACACCUUGAUGAGUGCCCUGGACGGCGUCACCGUCACAUUGCAAGGUUUACUCCAUAACACUGAGAGUAUUGUGACGCCUCAUCUCCACUCCCUGGUACAGGAAUUUAACCGAUAUAGACAAGAAAUAGGAACUGCUCUUCUGGAUCAAUGUUGGAGGCGCAUUUCAGCCAAGUUUGAGAAGAUGUCAACAAUGAAAGAGGAUAUGAGCAGCGUGUUAUCAGUGUUGUCACAGUUCCUGCAGACGGAUCAAUAUUAUCAUCGCUUCGUGAACGCAAGGGAUGAGUUUUGGGAAAGGCUUCAAAAUACAUGGAGCAUUCUUAAAGAUGGAAUGUCCCAGUUACAACAAGCAGUUCGGCACGGGUUGGAGCCAUGGACGUGGCCAUUAAUUAACUUUUAUAAUCAGAUGAAAGGAGCAAUAACAACUUCAGCCACACAGAUGACGACAGAAGAAGUGGUCCAAUUUAUAAAAUAUAAGAUGGACGAGUUACAGCUUAAGGUUACAUCAACAGCUGAAGAAACUCGUAAUACCUUGAAGGAAAACCUAGAAUCAUUCCAGAAAUGGUUAAGUAGCCACAGUGCCUUUAAGGAUGUUAUUGGAGGCAGUGUUUAUGAAAAAAUCAUGACAGCACUGGAGAAGUGGAACACGUCACAACGGAACAGUUUGGAUACACUUGACAAGUUCAUCUUCCUCCUUGCUGACUUUGUGCACCAGUUAUUGACUAACAACAACUACUUCCUGGACGAGCUGUAUGUGUAUAAACCAGAAAAAUAUGGCAAGAUCAGAUACAACCAGUACCUGCCAGUACCCUGGACCAGCUUCCUGGAGGCCCCACACUGGCAUUACCUUACAAAGGGUUCACAGAAUUCAACAGUGGUGGAAGCACAACACUUGUUAACGCCGGGAGUGAGUGAGGUGUCUAGAGGCUGGCAGACACUUGCUACGUAUGAGGUCCUCACUCGACCCGUCACAGCCACAGCCACAAUAGCAGGUCAACAUGUGACAACGUUUGACCUUCGCCACUACGAGUUCCUGGGUUCCUGCUCAUACCUGCUAACUAAGGACUUUGUGACUGACGACUUUGAGGUUGUUGGCAUAUACAAGGCCAAAGAUGGUGCUGCAAGUCUAGACGCCAUUGUUGUUCACGGCCAACGCAUAGAUGUCACCCUACACGUGGACGGCACCGUCGAGACCUCUCAAGCUGGAGCUCAGGUUCACAGUGAAAAUGGUUACUCUGCCUUGAAGAUGCCAGACCUGUUGGUGACCUGCAGCAGGCACUCCCAGGGAUGCUCUAUCACAGUUGGUGGGAAGUACUUCAACAGGUUGAGUGGUCUUUUAGGAAAUUACAACUACGAACCAUCAGACGACUCUCUGGGUCCAAGCGGAGAACGAGCCCUUGAUGUUGCUGAUCUGGCCAGGAUGUGGGCCGUGUCCCCGAAUCCUUGUUACCAGGCAAACCAGGCAAGACAGUUGGAUGACAUUAGUGAGGCAGAAGACUUGACGGAAUGCGCCCAGCUGUUCCUCCACAGCAGUAGUCCACUGAGUGACUGCUUCCAUGCUGUUGAUCCCCGACCUUACUUUACACACUGUAUUAAUGGCCAGAGUCACCCAGCAUUCAGUGAUAAUGACUUGAACUCUCCUUGUAGUGUUUUAUCUUCUUAUCGGACCCAGUGUUGGACCCAAGGAGUCCAGCUGCCAGAACCGGAGGUGUGCCUUCCUGAGGUCACUGGCAUGUGCAACGUCUCAGGGGAAGCAAGGCCUAGUGGAUGGUUGCACACAUAUCAGAAAGAAACUGAGGGAUCUGCAGAUAUUGCUAUUAUAGUAGAGCUGUCAGGAUGUCCUGAGGAAAUCAAUAUUACAAAACUAUUUAAAGCUCUUACUGACCAGCUGAAGAAGAGGGGAAUUCGUGACGUGCGGUACGUGGUGGUGGCCAUAACCGGAGAGACAGUAUCAUGGCCAAGGUUCAUGACGGAGAGAGAGGCGGUACUGAGUGUGAGCGCCGCCACGCCUCACGCUCCCACCAACGCUUCCCUUAACACUCAAGCUAUCGUCUCUACUGCUGAAAAUGUCGAGUAAGUU